Molecule: messenger RNA, 1644 nt
Organism: Trematosphaeria pertusa
Lineage: Eukaryota; Fungi; Ascomycota; Dothideomycetes; Pleosporales; Trematosphaeriaceae
Product: cytochrome P450
Exons: 2
Coding region: 1-1644 (547 amino acids)
Molecular function (GO): monooxygenase activity; heme binding; iron ion binding
Source: RefSeq, a predicted model, not a curated record
AUGGCCUAUCUUGUCUCCAUGACGUACCAACACCGCGCCCGCAUCAGUAAGUUACGCAAGCAAGGCUUUCCCAUGCCAGAUGGCUGGAGCUGGUUCUUCGGUCACUCACUCGUCCUCUUCCGCUACACCAGCCGCUUCCCUCCUUUGGCGAAUAUCGGCAUCCCCAUGCGAGAGCUCAGCAAAGAAUUCGCGGACACUGAAAUGUUCCUCAUGGAUCUAUGGCCAAGCUACCCCUCUUCAAUUGUGUGCUUCAAUCCGGAGGCGGCCAAUCUUGCAACCCAGAAAUACAACCUCCCAAAGCCACCAAAGGCAGGGACUUCAGUGGAGCCCAUAGUAGGUGGACCAAGCAUUCUCUCCUUCAACAACAGCGACUGGAAGAAAUGGCGAGCUCUGCUUAACCCUGGAUUCAGCGCGCAGAGCCUGAUGAACCAUGUCCCAUUCAUUGUGGACUGUGCGCAAGUCUUUUGCGACAAACUCCGUGCCAACGUUGGAAAAGGCAUCUUCUCGUUGGAUGAUUAUGCGACGCGCCUGACCUUCGACGUUAUUAUGAAGGUUACACUAGAUUCCGAUAUCAACUACCAACGCCACGAGCACAUCAUUCCGACGGCCAUCAACACUAUUACGCGAUGGCAUUCAUUUUGGGACCCGCGCAUCUUACUAAACCCAAUACGUCCCAUCGUCCAAAGGUACUACGGCCGCAAAAUGGUGAACUACAUAAACAAGGAAUUGCAGCGCCGCUUCGAAGAGUUGAAGGCUGAGCGGAAGACGUCGGGUGCAGCUCCCCGCAAGUUGAAACGUCCGCUCUCUGUCAUUUCUCUUGCACUGGAAGACUACAUCGAUGAGAGCAAAGACAGCAACAUCUUAGAGACAGCCACGUUGGACAAGGACUUUGCGGCAAUUGUCUCCAACCACAUUCGGCUCUUCCUUUUCGCAGGAAAUGAUACCACCUCGGCGACGAUCGUAUUCGCCCUUCAUCUCAUGUCAAAGUACCCGGAGCCAUGCUCUCAGCUGCGGAAGGAGCAUGAUAGCAUCUUCGGCGCGGACGUCUCUAAGACAGCCGAAGUCUUAAAGGCGCAGCCCGCCCUACUGAAUCAGUGUCGAUAUACUCUAGCUUUCGUCAAGGAGACUUUGCGGUUGUAUCCACCUGGAGCCAACAUGCGUCUGGGAACCUCGGAAGCCACACUGCCAGCACUCAACGGGAAGAUACUUCCUACCGAAGGGUUGAACAUUAUUCUGGUCCAUCAGCCCAUCCAUAUGAAUCCCCGGAUCUGGCUUAAGCCCAAUGAGUUCAUUCCGGAGCGGUGGCUGGUAGAGCCUGGUCAUGAGCUGUAUCCCCCAUCUGGUGCGUAUCGACCAUUUGACAUUGGUCCUCGGCGCUGCAUCGGCCAAGAACUAUCCCUCACUGAGAUCCGUACGGUCUUGGUCAUGACGGCCAGGAAUUUCCACUUCAAGCCCGCGUACGAGGAUUGGGAUCAGAUCCAGGCACAACAAGCGGGCUUUUGGACGAAGAUGAUUCGACAGUUUGGAAAGGAAGAGCCGAACACUGUUUACGAUGAUAGAGUAUAUCAGACAGAGAAGGCAGGCACGCAUCCUUCAGAUGGGUAUCCAUGCCGGGUCGAGCUUGUGGACUCAAAGGCAGAGUAA